This is a messenger RNA of Benincasa hispida (wax gourd), 1407 nucleotides long. RefSeq lists its product as uncharacterized. Gene Ontology annotation, molecular function: RNA binding. NCBI's taxonomy places the organism in Eukaryota, Viridiplantae, Streptophyta, Magnoliopsida, Cucurbitales, Cucurbitaceae. The record is from RefSeq and is a predicted model, not a curated record.
AAAGUAUAAGCACUAACCAUAAAGUUUGGAACGCUUACGCACUAGCACUUGCACUAGCCAUGGCCGCAACGAGCAUUGGAGCUCGGUGGAGUCUAAGAAGAGCAGCUCAAUCUUCGAGUUUCCGAAGUCCCCUUGCUGUCAAUCUCAAUAAGCUCUCCUUCCACGAGGCCCGCUUUCCCUCUUCUCCCUCUUCUCCUCUGGGGUCCUCAGGAAUAUGCCAAUUAGUGCAAGCUGUAAAGGGAGAUAUUGAUGUUUUACUCAAUGGAGUUGGAGAUAAAGGUGUCAUUGUCGACGUGAAACAUAUUCUUGUGAUGGCCAAACGUUCACUAUCAAGACGAGUAGUUCUCCAUACAAAUUUUCUCACCCCACCUGUGGUGAAAGAGUCAAUACUAGCUUUACAAAAACUAGCUGACGUGAAAGCAAUAGCUCAGGGAGGAUACCCAGAGGCAGAGCGCUGCCGGAUUUCUGUUGGGCAUGCAGAUGAACUACUGAGUGAUCCAGACAUAGUUUCAGCAUUGAGUAUCACAGGAAAUUUUAUGUUUCACCCUUGCUCACAUGGGGACUUCCUUGGAGCAAUUCUUGGAACAGGGAUUGCUAGGGAAAAGCUUGGUGAUAUCAUACUCCAGGAAGAAAAGGGAGCUCAAGUAGUCGUUGUUCCAGAACUUGUUGACUUCCUGGCAUCAUCACUGCGCAAGGUUGGCAAUGUCACAGUUUCUUGUACGAGGAUUCCAUUGACAGCUCUUGAUUAUGAACCACCUAAGACUAAGACAUUUAAAACCAUUGAGGCAUCUCUUAGGGUGGAUGCUCUAGCAAGUGCUGGAUUCAAGAUUUCUCGAUCUAAACUGGUGGAUUUAAUCAGUAGUGGGGAUGUUCGUGUCAAUUGGACGCCAAUUACAAAAAAUGGAACCAUUUUGAAGACUGGUGAUAUUGUUUCUGUUAGUGGAAAAGGGAGACUAAAGAUUGGAGAAAUAAAUUCAACAAAAAAGGGAAAAUUUGCUGUUGAGCUUAUCAGGUAUGUGUAAGCUCUGGUGAUAUUCAAUCAGUUGGAGGUGAAAUGGGUAAAGGAUGUCAUGGAACCUCUUUAUGGGGUGAAAUCAGGAUUGCUUCCUUAGGAACAAUAAAAGUAAGUCAUUGUUUAACAUGACAUUAAUCUGAUUGUAUAUGUUAAAAUCCGAACAUGCAUUCAUCCAUUCUUAAAAGUUUCAUUGGGAAAAUCUGUCUCAGCAUUUCAAUGCCAGGGCUUAUUAGUUCUUUUGUUUUUGGGUUGUGUAAUUUUCUUUCCUGGAAUGAAUUCGUUCGAACUGAUGUAGUCUAAGGAGGAUAAAUGUAAGCACGAAGUUAUAGCUUCACAUUAACUAUUUGUUUAUUCAACGAUUUAUCUUAUUUCCAUUUCGUAAUAUGCAGUUA